Prorocentrum cordatum is the source of this 1038-nucleotide messenger RNA. The record is from the annotation of a GenBank genome assembly. NCBI's taxonomy places the organism in Eukaryota, Dinophyceae, Prorocentrales, Prorocentraceae.
CGCGCGAGCGCAGCCAACGCGGCGACGAGCGCGCGCACGGGGUCCUAUAAGAGCAGGGCGCAGGAAGGGGCGGAAGCGGAGGAGGAGGGGGCAAAGGAGAGGGCACGAGGAAGGGACACAAAGAUUCGGAUUCGCGGUGAAUUCCGUGCUGGUGAUUCUGCACGAGCGGGCAGAAAGGCCGCCGCGCCCCGCCGCCACUCACGCGGCCAGCAGAUGCGCCAGGACCACCGCCAGCGGCAGCGGGAAGAGCGCCACCGCCCGAUCAGCCCCGCUCUCCUGCGCCAGCCCGCGCCCCUCGCUCCGCGCCGCACGCCGCACCAGCUCCAGCAGGCCGCCAGACCCGAGUCGCCUGCGGACCCUCUGGCGCGCGACGCCCAUGGCCGGCGCGGCGGUGCGGCCGCACCCGCGCGGGCAGGUCCUGCCGCGGCCGCCGCCGGCGAGCCCAGCGCCCGCGCGCUCGGCGUGCGCCCCAGCCACGACGGCGGCCCUGACGACGAGCGACGCCGGCGGCGACGGUGACGUUGAGGGCGAGGGCGAGGAGGAGGAGGACGACGACGACGAGGCGGACGACGACGACGAGGGCGACGCGACGACGACGACGACGACGACGGCGGCAACGACGACGAGGGAGGCGGACGGCGACGACGACGGCGGCGGCGGGGACGGCAACAGUGGCGACGGCGGCGGUGGCGAUGACGGCCGACGCCAUGCGGAGGCUCCGUAGGCCUCCUGCUCCUGAGGCCCCUUGGAGCCCUCGGGAGAUCCCGAAAGCCCAAAGACUCUCCACACACCCUACAGUCGCCGUCCUAGCACACAGAACGCUGCAGAAGGAAUGCCAAAAAGCACGGAACGUCUUCAAACAUCCUGCAGUCGCCGUGCUGCCACAAGGAACGCUGCAGGAGGAACGAAAGGAUCUCUGGCCACGGAGAAUCCCGGCCACGGAUAGGUCCCCGACCACGGUCAGAAAACCAGAGCCAAUUCUGUCUUGACCGUCUUGGACGCCCGACAUGGGAACGGACAAAAAUGGGUACGCUGCCC